This is a messenger RNA of Pseudozyma hubeiensis SY62, 573 nucleotides long. RefSeq lists its product as hypothetical. The transcript is spliced from 2 exons. The record is from RefSeq and is a predicted model, not a curated record. The coding region runs from base 1 to 573 and encodes 190 amino acids. Gene Ontology annotation, cellular component: mitochondrial outer membrane. NCBI's taxonomy places the organism in Eukaryota, Fungi, Basidiomycota, Ustilaginomycetes, Ustilaginales, Ustilaginaceae.
AUGUCUAACCUUCCAGGACUCCUCAUUGACAUUCCUCGCAACCCGAUCCUCGCCGUCGGAAUCCCCGUUGCGGUCGGCGUCGUCAACGGCUUUGCCACCAAGUCGUCCAACUACUCUGCCGACUCCGUCUGGUACAAGUCGCUCAAGAAGCCCUCGUUCAACCCUCCCUCGAGCUACUAUGGUAUCGUCUGGCCUGCGCUCUACGCCUCCAUGGGUUGGGCUUCCCACUUGACCGUCAAGGCUCUCGACCGCACCCCUCCCGGUCUCGGCCGCGACACCGCCAAGAAGGCCCUCUCGCUCUACUGGAUCCAGCUCGGUCUCAACGCCCUCUGGUCGCCCCUCUUCUUCGGCGCUGGUAACGUCGGUCUGGCCCUCGUCAACAUCGGCGCUCUCACCGGUACCGUAGGUCUCUGGGCUAACACCGUCAAGGAUGUCGACGAGACCGCUGGUUGGUUGGCCGUCCCUUACGUCGGCUGGAUGGUCUACGCCACUUACCUCAACGCCAGCAUCUGGUGGCAGAACUACGGCUCCGCCAAGUUCGGAAAGUUGAAGAAGGAAGCCAAGGACCUCUAA